GGUUGUGAAAUGUGUAUGUUGUGAGUUGUCAUUUGUGAACGCGGCGUAUGAGUUUAGUUUAAAAACUAGAUUAACGUGAAAAUAUUGUUUAUUACUUAAUAAUAAGGAGAUAAAGUAUAGUAAAUCAAAAUGGUUAAGCUUACGGUUGAACUUAUACAGAACUCUAUGCAGUACAUGAACCCCUGUAGAGAUCGCGAAUUAGAUCUUAGAGGUUACAAGAUACCACAGAUCGAAAAUAUGGGAGCUACCUUAGAUCAGUUUGAUACUAUCGACUUUUCUGAUAACGAUAUUCGAAAACUAGAUGGCUUUCCAUUACUGAAGAGACUAAAAUGUUUACUUUUAAAUAACAAUAGGAUCGUCCGUAUCGGAGAGAACCUGGAACAGUAUUUACCCAAUUUGGAGUCACUUAUAUUGACAAACAACAAUAUCACGGAGCUGGGUGAUCUUGAUCCGUUGGCAACACUACCUAAACUGAGGACACUUUCAUUAAUGCACAAUCCCGUGGCCAACAAAAAUCAUUACAGAGCUUAUGUGGCAUUCAAACUGCCUGAACUUAGAUUACUGGACUUCAGAAAAAUAAAACAAAAGGAAAGAGAGGAAGCUAAUACACUAUUCAAGAGUAAGAAAGGGAAAGAACUACAGAAGGAAAUUAGCAAAAAAGCCAAAACCUUUGUACCUGGAGGGAACAUGCCUGAUCCUAAAGUUACCAAUCUCACACCUCAAGAGAUACAUAAGAUACGCGAGGCUAUUAAGAAUGCUUCAUCACUACAUGAAGUUGAGCGCCUAACGAGAAUGCUCCAGUCGGGGCAGAUCCCUGGACAAAAACCUCUACAACCAGCCAACCAGCAAACAGGACAACAAGAGGAGUACGAAGAAAUGGAGACUGAUCAGACAAAUGGGCAAUAACUGUUGUCACCUCGCUGGAAGAACAGAUAUUCCUUGAUCUUGAGUUUUAGAGUCAGUCGAGUGUGAGUCUUAAGAUAUUUAGCUGUAAGAACGGUUUACUACAACUUUAAUUAUUUUUAAGCUGGUAAGAACAGAAUCUACU
Aricia agestis (brown argus) is the source of this 1048-nucleotide messenger RNA. It is a transcript of the gene U2A, whose product is annotated as U2 small nuclear ribonucleoprotein A'. NCBI's taxonomy places the organism in Eukaryota, Metazoa, Arthropoda, Insecta, Lepidoptera, Lycaenidae. Bases 130 to 906 code for a protein of 258 amino acids. The record is from RefSeq and is a predicted model, not a curated record. The transcript is spliced from 6 exons. Gene Ontology annotation, molecular function: U2 snRNA binding; protein binding. Gene Ontology annotation, biological process: mRNA splicing, via spliceosome. Gene Ontology annotation, cellular component: U2 snRNP.